Molecule: messenger RNA, 1699 nt
Organism: Oldenlandia corymbosa var. corymbosa
Lineage: Eukaryota; Viridiplantae; Streptophyta; Magnoliopsida; Gentianales; Rubiaceae
Source: the annotation of a GenBank genome assembly
UUGGGACAAUAGGUUUAUAAUAGACCAAAGACAUGAGUACCUACCACAAAAGGAAAGUAAACUGAAAAUCGAGAGAUAAUUAAGGUAACAAACAUGUGAACAACGAAUAUAUAUAAUCAACAAUCGAUCGGAUUAGAUCGGAAUCUUCGAAGAAAGUUAAAACGCGAUCAUCGUCCAGACCAAGUUGUACAGUUGACCCAAAGUCGCGCGUCGUUUUUUAAUCAUUAAAAAAAAAAAAAGGCAAUAACAUACUACGCGAAUAUCCCAUUAUUCUGUCUAUAAAAUGAAGUGACUUUCAGGAUGGAAGAAUAACACAGUUACAAUAACUCGCAAUAGUAUCACACUCAAGAAAUGGCUUCGAGUACUACUACUAAUAAGCUCUUUUCUGCAUUUGCUUUUUCACUUUUAAUUCUCAGCCCUUUGGCUUUGGAUGUUGCAAAAGCUGAUCAACCAAUACAGGAUGGACUUUCAUUGUCCUUCUAUGAUUCUAUCUGCCCCAAUUUGGAAUCCAUUGUCAGAAAGCGACUGAAAAAGGUGUACAAAGACGACAUCGGACAAGCUGCCGGAAUCCUUCGCCUCCAUUUCCAUGAUUGCUUCGUCCAGGGCUGCGAUGGUUCAGUACUAUUGGAUGGAUCCGCGAGUGGGCCCAGUGAAAAGAGCGCGAUUCCCAACUUGACAUUAAGAGCUCGGGCCUUCAAGAUCAUCAAUGACCUCCGACACCGGGUGCACCGGGAAUGUGGCCGGGUUGUGUCCUGCGCCGAUCUUGUUGCUUUAGCUGCAAGGGAUGCAGUUGCAGUGACAGGAGGUCCUGAUUACAAAGUUCCACUAGGAAGAAGGGAUGGUCUGAAUUUCGCUACAGCACAAGCUACAUUAGAUAACCUUGUUGCACCAUUCGCAAACACAACCACUGUCUUGGCCAAACUUGCCGUAAAAAACCUAGACACCACCGACGCUGUUGCCCUUUCCGGCGCUCAUACCAUUGGAAUUGCUCAUUGCACGUCAUUCACCGACCGCCUUUAUCCGAAUCAAGAUCCGACCAUGGACAAAACAUUCGCAAACAACCUCAAAACCACUUGUCCAACGGCGAAUACCAAUGCAACGACUGACAUGGACAUUAGGAGUCCUAACAAGUUCGACAACAAGUACUUUGUUGACCUGAUGAACCGACAAGGGUUGUUCACGUCCGACCAGGACUUGUACACGGACAGCCGGACGAGAGGAAUCGUCAAGAGUUUCGCCGUGAAUCAGACAUUGUUUUUCGAGAAGUUCGUGAUUGGAAUGUUGAAAAUGGGGCAGCUGGGUGUGUUGACCGGAAACAAUGGCGAAAUUCGGGCUAAUUGCUCGGUUAGGAACAAGGACAACUUUUUAAUAUCCUCGGUCGUGGAAGAUGAAGGGUCACAAGCUUCACAAUUUUAAUGUGCGUUCCUCAAGUGUGUGGAAGGUGUAUAACUUGUAGGACUGUGUUUGUUUUAUUCAAUAAGCAAAGAUGUUGGCUUUGUUGGAUUUUGAUAGUCAGAAAAAUCAAAUCAAUUAAGUUGUUCGCUUGUCUUUUGUAAUACAGUAUAAUCUAUGAAUAAAUUUUAGCGUUUGUCUUACAUAAUAUCGAUGGCCUAUCUAUAAGGUUGUGAUUACUCUACUUUGUACCAUUUCCCCAUUACAUGGACUCAUUUAUUUGUCUUCUUUCCGAAAGCAAGUUCCC